CACGUGAUUUAGUUGCUAUCGAUCGCAAUCCAUGAGAUGGGUUGAUAUUAGAUAUUUUUAGAUCCCUCAUCACUAGCCUUCGGUGCUAAUUCCUUCUUGUUCAAAGCUCAACGUAUUGAGACCGGUUUGGAAAUAUAUGGCAACGGACCAGUAUUCAUGAAAUGAAGCUCAGUGUUAGGAAUACUCUAGAACAUUACCAAACCCCUAUCACGAUAGAUUGGGAAGCGCGUAACAACCGCCAAAACUCUAAGGCAUUACAAUGUUGAUUGCAUAUUUUAAUAAACCAGUUUGAUAAAAACACUGUCAAAAAACCCAACUGAAAACCUGUUUCAAUCGAAGCUGGACUCCACCAAGCUCGAAUAAAUGCUCAAAAGCUGCUGCGAAUAGUCACACAAUCUGUUUGUAGCAGUGGAAGAGUGAAGACGCAAUAUUUUGGAGAAAUGGCGCGGCAGUUGCUGGGUCUGCUGAUACUGUCCAGUGUGCUUUUGUGUGUGGUCGCCCAAUCGCUCGGACCGAAUCGUUUAACGUGCGGCAAGCGAAGGGUCAAGACGAUCCAUCUGGUUCAAAAUGGAAUCGACGCAAAGCCGGGUCACUGGCCGUGGCAUGCGGCAAUCUUUCACCGCAAGGGCGAUCAGUUGGAUUACGCGUGUGGAGGAUCCAUCAUUGACGAGAACACCAUUCUCACGGCGGCUCAUUGCGUUUUCCUUGUGAAUGGGCUACUGCCCGUGAGUCGGAUUUCGGUCCACCUGGGUCGGGUUCAUCUGAAGGAGGUGAGCGAGUUCGUGCAGGAGCACACGGUGCAGGAAUUGAUAGUGCAUCCCGGAUACAAUUCGAGUAGAUUCGUGAACGAUAUCGCACUGAUCAAGCUGACGGAGAGCAUCACGAUGAGCGAGUUCGUGCAGCCCGUUUGUCUGUGGACGAUGGAUAAAAACCAGGAGCUGAUUGUGGGCAAAACCGGUACACUGGUGGGCUUUGGUCUGAAUGAGCAGGACGUCGUGUCGGAGCAGCUGAAGCAAGCGUCGAUCGGUGUGGUGGACGCGCUGACAUGCAUCAAGAGUGAUCGUUUGUCGUUCGCCAAUCAGCUUACGGCGGAGAUGUUCUGUGGCGGCGGCCAAUCGAACGUGAGUGCUUGUAAUGGGGACAGUGGUGGGGGUUUGUUCUUCAAUGUAGAGGGCAAAUGGUUUGUGCGGGGCGUAGUAUCGUUCAUUCCGGUCCGCCAGCGGACGGGACUGUGCGAUCCGUCCAAGUACACGGCCUAUGCCGAUGUGGCCAAGUAUUUGGGGUGGAUCGAUCAGUACAUCGAUCGGCGCGUGCUCGUGUUCGAUACCGACGAGCUGGAGGUGGAUUACGAGGAGAAGCUUCCACUGUUCAAUCUAAACACUUGUGGUACGAACAGUGAAACGGUGCUGGCCACUGGACAACCGGCUCCCCUGCCUUGGCUUGGGUUUGUUCUGACGAAGGAGAAUAAGGUCAAGUGUGUCGUUACACUCGUCAGCGAAUGGUACGUGGUGGGCACGGCAAGCUGUUUUGAAAAGAAUGAGAAAGAUUUGCGCAUUUUGUUUGGUGGCUAUGAAGAUUUACUCGAGCAAAAGUGCUUCGAGCGUAAUGGCACAACGAUAUGCGCGUACCCAACGCAAUCUCGCUCGAUCGGAAGAGUAGUGGCCCAUCCCAGGUUUAGCAAAAAUACUAUCAACGACAAUAUAGCGCUGAUUGAGCUGCAAAGUCCCGCCGACACGACGCAACCUCACGUGAAGCCCAUCUGUUUGCCUGUAACGCCAACGCUGUAUACCAACCAAACAGAGAACUUUUCCGUCCUGGCGUUCAGGUUGACCACCGGGACAAUCGUUGAUCAGUCGGUGAACCAUGUAGAUCCUGACUUUUGUAAAUCCGUACACAUCGUUGCCGGAUUUGCGAUCGAUAAUGAGGAGAAGAGCUUCUGUGUGUCAGUUCCGGAGGAGGAUGUUGCAAACUGCGACAGUCUGCUCGGGCAGGGUGCUCCACUACAGGAGCAUGUGAGUAUGGUCGAUGCUGGCGAGCGUUACGUACUGCGAGGAUUCGACCUGCUCGGGCUAACCUGUGCCGGAGACAGCACCAUACCGGUUUUGUACGUGAAUGUGUACUCCUACCUCGAUUGGAUGCUGUACAACAUGCGAUACAACGAAGCGGUAAACGAGGACGAGCAGGAACUGAUCGCGAAUGCAACGCUCGCAAAGUGGAAAGAGCGUCAGCAGGCUGUCGGUAGUGAAAAGCUAAAGCUCUUCAACAUGGAAUCCUGUGGCCAGAAUGUGGUGGAACCGAGGGGUACCGGUUCGAUCACACUCAUUCCGUGGAUCGGAACGCUGAAAACCGUGGAAAAUCCCGUCAAGCAAAACACGGUGCCAGAUGGUUUGGUUGUUUUGAUCAACGAACGUUACGCGCUGACGUCGGCAAACGUGUUUCGUCCCGAUGUACAAUGGCGAUCGAUUGUGCUAGGGUUCAAUCACUACAAUCCAGUUCUGGAGAUUGCCUGCACAUUUGGAGUGUGCGAUCGUCCGUACCAGGCGGUGGAGAUCAAGCAGAUCACCAUCCAUCCACAGUAUAAUGGCACAUAUAACAUCCACAACAUCGCACUGAUCGAGCUGGUAGAACCGGCCAACGUUACCAAGCAUUACAUCAGCCCGAUCUGUAUGCCACUGAUAGAGGAGUUUCGAAACAGUACGCCCUUCGAACUGGUAGUGCCAUCGUACAUUUACCACGAGCAAAGCACCCAGCUGGAGCCACUGGAUCCGCUCAACUGUCAGGAACGAUUUGCGCAACAGAACGCCGCCAUUACCUUGAACAAUCGGUCACGUUGUGCCGUUGCGCUGGACAAGGAAGCAAAGGAGCCGGCGGCGUUAAAGGCAGGCGCUCCGCUACAAACGUUACUGCGGGUUGGAAGCGAGAAGCGCUAUUUUCUAAGCGGAAUGAACAGUUUUACGGAUCUCGUUAACUACCACAAUCCAGGCUAUCCGUAUCUGUUUACCGAUACCAAUGCGUACCUGGACUGGAUGCUGGAAAACAUGCAGCUUGAUAGCACUGUAUUGCCGGAUUCCUAUGUGGAGCAGGUGGAUCCUUCUCCGACUCGAAACACAUCUAGAAGAAGGCUGUUCAAUUUUAAAACUUGCGGGGCUUAUACCAAGGGAUCCAGCGCGAACGCAACGUACGAGACGGAGCCGUGGCAUGGAUUCGUGCACGAAUGGAUUGAGGCGUAUAAUUCGACCCUUUUUACCAGAUGUACCGUUGUGCUGGUGAGUGAAUGGUACGCGAUUGGUGUUGCGAGCUGCCUGAAACAAGAUGCCAAGCUUUGGGUGCAGUUCGGUGGCUACGUUGAGUCAGAUUCAGGCGAUAAUUGUUGGGACGCGGAUGGCACGACGUUAUGCCGGCCUAAGACGCACCGGAUUGCAGUGGAGAGGAUCAUCGUUCAUCCACAAUACAACAGAACCGGAUACACGGACGACAUAGCGCUGGUUCAGCUAGCAACUCCAGCAGACGUAUCGCAACCUCACGUGCAACCGAUCUGCCUGCCGAUUCUUGACGAAGUUCGCAGUUACGCUGUGUCCAGCAUGGCGACGGUCACUUUUGGCUUAGCGCAUGGUUCGUUCAUCACGAGCAAGGUGGAUCGCACCCGGUUUGUCCCGCCUGCCGAAUGUCAACGGCGCUGGAAUGGAAUGGCGUUAAGUUUACAGAUCGAGCGCACGAAACAAUGCAACCUGAUGGUGCGAGAUCCACAAAACGAAUGCUACCCUGUUAUGCCGGGCUUUCCAUUGCACACAACACAACAAUUGCUAGGAGAGCAGCGUCACUUUUUAAGGGGGUUACUCGCUUUGCGACCAGAGCUGUGUAGCAGUUACUAUCCUGCUAUCUAUACCGAUGUGGAUGUGUAUCUGGACUGGAUACUGGAUAGCAUGGAUGAGCGACUAGGGACCUCCAAACUGCCUUAUAACUUGACAGAACACUUAAUUUUCAUUCAAAAGUAGCAGGUAGGUACUUUAAAAUUAUAAUUUAAGCCUCAAAUUCGGUGGCAUUUCAAGUCGUCUGACAAAGUUCUACGUUGCAACGUUCAGAAAGAUCGAGGAAUAAACAGCACGAUAAAACAAAACAUGCACAAGUUGGUGCUAAUCAACAUAAUUUAUCUUUCGUCGUUUCUACAGCACAGCUUCCUGUCACAAAAGUUCCCCCCUGAAAAAAACACAAACAUCCUGCCAGCAGCUCCCGGGCGUUACGAGUUUUCCGUCUAGACGGAGCAAAUGGUCUUCUGUCAGUACACUACCUUUUCUGUGUUUGAUUCUGUCUCAGUCACCCCUCGACUCUCGACGAGCGGCGACAAAGAAACAUUAGCACGAGGUUUGAUGUCCGUGGAGUGAUUCACAAAACGUGCAACUCCGCAAAGCGAAGAAGCACAACUUUUGUGAAGCAUUAAUUUAUGUUACCGCCAUUAUUAUGAACCGCUCGACAAAUCGAAUCAAUUUGUUGUUGGCCCACCUGAGCGAUGUGUGUGCAGCGGGGCUCACAAACACAAAGAAGUCUACAUUCAGGCACUCGUUCGCUGAUUUUUUUUCACUUCUUUGUUUGUCCGGAAAAGCAAGCCUCAGCAAUGAAAUCGAUCGGUUAACGGAGGGGUUGAUAUCAAUUUACCCUCCCGGACGAAAUGUGUUCCCAUUUCAGUUUGAAACUGAGCGGUCACGACGUGCGAGCGAUUUUGCACGUGAAAGGUGAGGAGAUUAUUGAUAUUGUCGAAGCUGGUGCUCCAUUUUCGAACCGAUUUCCCCUGCCACACUAAGCACUGCACGAUGCGAUUCUUUUUAAAGAAAGGUGCUCUUUGUGGCUUGAAACUAAAGGGGCAGCAGGUUCGGCUUUGGGUUGAACUUCUUCUCCCAAACGUUGCCCUGAACGGAGGACGCUGAAGGUUAAGCUGGUGCUGCGGUGAUGCAGUUGCAAGAGUUUCUCAUCUUGCCUCGAUCAACGAUGGCAGUGAUGUUGGUGAACGUGCUUCAAUCAAGAACGUCUGGUAGUUGGAGGGAAACGAUGCGGAACAUUGGUUCACGUGCCGCACGUACUCCAAAAACGCACGUCACAUGAAAACGUGUGCACGGGAAAAGGGAAGAGAUUGUCUUACGGGUAGAACGGCUCUAUUAAAAACAUAUCCUUUGGCUU
This is a messenger RNA of Anopheles coluzzii, 5172 nucleotides long. RefSeq names its product ovochymase-2-like. Gene Ontology annotation, molecular function: serine-type endopeptidase activity. Lineage: Eukaryota; Metazoa; Arthropoda; Insecta; Diptera; Culicidae. The record is from RefSeq and is a predicted model, not a curated record. Bases 441 to 3995 code for a protein of 1184 amino acids. Gene Ontology annotation, biological process: proteolysis. The transcript is spliced from 4 exons.